AUGGAGUACUUGUCAGAGGAUCACUACAAGCUUCUCCUUAACAAGGAGUGGCUCGUCAGAAUAGACAGCGAGAAGUCCAUCCCCUAUCUAUUGAAAUUCUACUCGUCAACAGUAGACCAAUGCUGUUGCAUCAUGAUCACCGACACGAAAGGCGUGUGGGGUGAAGUGUUGUCGAGCAAGCAGUUUGCGCGGCGAUGGCGCGACUGCAACCCGCAGUCAUCGUCGAUGUUCAUCACGACAGAAGAAGAGGAUGAAUGGAGGACAAGCACUUUGGAACUCGUGUCGUCCGCACAUACUCUCGGCGGCAUUCUCGACCUAUCUUUCGACAUCGUCGAUUCGCGUUACGCGGAUUUUGCGUUUGAACUGGGAAGUGACGCGUUCAAAUGGCGAUGGGAGACCUACAACGUCGGGCCCAAAGUCUCAGCUGAUCUGAUAUCCAAACACCUCAUCAUGCCUCUGAUCAGCGUUACCCAUCUUGCGUUCUCCUCUGCAGAUACUAUCAGCGAAUUGUCGGAGGUCAACCUUGAGAAGGCAGUGGACAAAGUCGGGAGAACUGCCAGGCGGACAGUGGAUACGCAUGUAAAAAAUGCGAUUUCUAGGCCCCGUGUCGCGACCACACUGCGCCGUAUGACAGCCAUCUUCAAUUUCCUUCCGGAGCUCCCUUCUAUCUCCUCGAGCGUGGAGAGACCCAACCUCCUUUCACCACCGCAAAGGUCACGAGCCCCUUCGAAGCCUCCACAGGACCGGCUUUUAGGGUCUCCGGUCGUCCCCGCUCAUGGUACGCGGCCAUCCGCUCGGUUUCCUCCCGGGUCACAGUCUCCAUCCUCCCAAAAUUUGCCGCCAAAGCAGGCUGCAGAUGACGACUCUGCUACGGAGCAGUCUGAUGAUGAUGUGCCACCUCCCCAAAAAGAGAAGGGUAAGGCCAAAGAUUUGAAGGUUCAAAACCAUAUCUUGCCGAGCGCCCUUGCUUCGCGAUCAGGCUCCCCUACACGUGUUAGCUCUAAGUCCCAGCCCACCCCUGAUAAAUCUGGUUCCCAGGAGCAAGCCCCGGGGGACGGCUCGUCUCCUGAACCAGUCUCCAAGAGAGUUAAACGCGCCCCCGUGGUGUCAUCAAGUGACGAAGACAGCGAAGCAGAGCGCAGAAGACGGGUAGUGCAGAUCAAAGGGGGCGUGCAACGAGGGGCUAAACAACCACUGAAGCGUGGAGGAAGACGGUUCUGA
Molecule: messenger RNA, 1221 nt
Organism: Sparassis crispa
Lineage: Eukaryota; Fungi; Basidiomycota; Agaricomycetes; Polyporales; Sparassidaceae
Exons: 8
Coding region: 1-1221 (406 amino acids)
Source: RefSeq, a predicted model, not a curated record